Messenger RNA from Phaethon lepturus (White-tailed tropicbird), 1500 nucleotides. RefSeq names its product phosphate cytidylyltransferase 2, ethanolamine (gene PCYT2). Gene Ontology annotation, biological process: phosphatidylethanolamine biosynthetic process. Gene Ontology annotation, cellular component: cytoplasm. Gene Ontology annotation, molecular function: ethanolamine-phosphate cytidylyltransferase activity. The transcript is spliced from 12 exons. Lineage: Eukaryota; Metazoa; Chordata; Aves; Phaethontiformes; Phaethontidae. The record is from RefSeq and is a predicted model, not a curated record. Bases 18 to 1070 code for a protein of 350 amino acids.
GUCUUUCUAGCUAUGACAUGGUGCACUAUGGCCACUCGAACCAGCUACGCCAGGCUCGGGCCAUGGGAGAUUAUCUGAUUGUUGGAGUCCACACAGAUGAGGAGAUUGCCAAGCACAAGGGCCCCCCUGUCUUUACACAGGAGGAGAGGUACAAAAUGGUGCAAGCCAUCAAGUGGGUGGAUGAGAUUGCUCCAGGAGCUCCCUAUGUCACCACACUGGAAACCCUGGACAAAUAUAACUGUGACUUCUGUGUGCACGGUGAUGACAUUACCUUAACGAUAGAUGGCAAGGAUACCUAUGAGGAAGUGAAGACAGCAGGCCGAUACAGGGAAUGCAAACGCACCCAAGGUGUGUCCACUACUGACCUCGUUGGCCGCAUGCUGCUCAUGACUAAGGCUCACCACAGCAACAUAGAUGAGGACCUAGACUAUCGGAAGCACACUGACAACUUUGGGAAGGGGCCAAAAGGUCACAGUCCCUGGACUGGCGUCUCGCAGUUCCUACAGACAUCUCAGAAGAUCAUCCAGUUUGCAUCAGGGAAAGAACCACAGCCAGGAGACACUAUCAUCUAUGUGGCUGGAGCCUUCGACCUGUUCCAUAUUGGGCAUGUAGAUUUCCUGGAGAAGGUUCACCAGCUGGCAGAGAAACCCUACAUCAUUGCAGGGCUGCAUUUUGAUCAGGAGGUAAAUCGCUAUAAAGGGAAGAACUAUCCCAUAAUGAACAUCCAUGAGAGAACACUCAGUGUCUUGGCCUGUAGGUACGUCUCAGAAGUGGUGAUUGGAGCCCCCUAUGCUGUCACUGCUGAUCUGCUGGAUCACUUCAAGGUAACACUUGUGUGUCAUGGGAUGACUGAGGUGGUGCCAGACAAGGACGGUUCUGAUCCGUAUGAGGAACCGAAGAGACGUGGCAUUUUCCAGCUGGUGGACAGUGGCAGCAAUCUCACCACAGAUUUAAUUGUGCAAAGAAUCAUCAAGAACAGGCUGGAAUUUGAAGCUAGGAACCAGAAGAAGGAAGCAAAAGAGCUGGCUGUGUUGGAAGCCAUGAAGAGACUGGAAGAGGAGAAGCACUAGCCAGCACAGAGUCAAUGCAUGGGUCGCAGAGCGCCACAGGCUCAUGCUCUUGAGGAGCAGACAGCUCUUCGAGAUGCGAUGCCUGAACGGGGACACAGCUGCCGGCAUGCAGGAUGUGCUGUCCUACCCUCUUCUGUCCUAGCUCUUCCUGCACUAAUUAUGCAGACAUAAUGAGUCGGGAUCCUGCUGCCUAGUUUUUCCUCCAUUAAUCAGCCCCCUUCCCCUUUCUCAGGAGGAGAUUGGACAAAACAAAAGAAACCCGGUUUUAAUUAUAACUAAUGUUUUAACAUGUUGAUGUGCUUUUACCUUCUGCCAUUUCUGGCUUUUAGUAGGAGGGAAAUGGAGCAGCCACCCAGGCCCCCUCUGCCCCUCCAGGUUUGGCUGUCCUGGCUGGAGUCUGCAUUCCAGAGCAGCCCUUUGGGCGAUGGUG